UGGCGGCGCCCAUGUUAUCAAACCUAACGUGGAAUCGCAGUUCAUGGUAUUGUUUUUAACAGAAAAAUCUGACUUGGAACUCGUGUGAUUGAAGAGGAAACAUAAUUCACUCAUAGUUCACAGUUCAUUGUAGAUCUAAACGACAGUAAUUCGUCGCUCCAAACGCUUCUCCAAGACUGAUACAAAACAUUGAACUGUUGAAACGAUUUAUAGACCAUAAUGGGUAAAAUGAAAAAGAACCGACAGAAGUUCCAUGCAGCGGCCAAGAAGAAAGAUGACAACAAGGUUGAAAUAGUGGAUAUGUUGGAUAUGGAAACUGAUAUGAAGCCGCCGGCACCAACUUUUGAAGAUGAUAACAUAUUUAAAGGACUGAAGAUAAACAAAGAGACAUUAAAACAGGAGCUGCCUGACUUUGAUACCCGAAGUACGAUAACCAGCAAGUCUCUCAAAGGCCUCAACAUGAAGAAAAAAGACAAGAAGAAAUUGAGGCAUGAACUAUGGAUGAAAAAGCUGAGUUCUAUAGACAAAGCUAAGACAGAAGCCAAAGCCAAGAAGAAAAGACAACAAACACCGGUAGUUGGUGAUAUCAGAAUACUUGGUGACGCCCUGCCAACCCUCGAUCUUUUAUUAAAGGGGUCAUCAGGCCCAAAAUCAAGUGACAAAAAAGAGACUACUACAAAAAGUAUUCCGAGAGAAAAACAAAGGCGGAAACAAAUGUUGAACAACAUUUCUUUAUUUAAGCAAGUGUUAGCUCAUCCAUCUUAUAUUGAGAAUCCUACAGACACAAUCAGGGAACACCUACAGAACAAACUACUACAGGAGGAAACCAUGGAUACAUAGCUACAUCAGUCAAUUAUAGGGAGGUCAGCUACAUCAGUCAAUUAUAGGGAGGUCAACUACAUCAGUCAAUUAUAGGGAGGUCAACUACAUCAGUCAGUUAUAGGGGAGUAAACUGGUCAACACUUACUUAUGUUUACACAAACAUAGCUACAUCAGUCAAUUAUAGGG
Molecule: messenger RNA, 1008 nt
Organism: Pecten maximus
Lineage: Eukaryota; Metazoa; Mollusca; Bivalvia; Pectinida; Pectinidae
Product: ribosome biogenesis protein slx9-like
Exons: 8
Coding region: 220-840 (206 amino acids)
Biological process (GO): maturation of SSU-rRNA from tricistronic rRNA transcript (SSU-rRNA, 5.8S rRNA, LSU-rRNA)
Cellular component (GO): 90S preribosome; nucleolus; preribosome, small subunit precursor
Source: RefSeq, a predicted model, not a curated record